This is a messenger RNA of Trichophyton benhamiae CBS 112371, 399 nucleotides long. RefSeq lists its product as uncharacterized. Lineage: Eukaryota; Fungi; Ascomycota; Eurotiomycetes; Onygenales; Arthrodermataceae. The record is from RefSeq and is a predicted model, not a curated record. Bases 1 to 399 code for a protein of 132 amino acids. The transcript has a single exon.
AUGGCCCAGACAGAGGAGCCGUGGCUCAUCAAACUCCACGACGAAUGGAUUUCUUCCAAUGGCAGCGAGGAAGGGGUUGUUGAACAUGAUUUUGCUCUCAUUAUCAAGGACUUGCUUCUGGCUACAAUCUGCCCGGUAGACGCUGCAAGGGUAAUUGACACCUACUACUGGGACAGAAAUCUCGACUCGGGCCCUCUCUUCAAAUACCAUCCUGAUGGAGUGGGAGGAGUCGAGGGAGCGCUCUAUGAAAUCAUCCUCGAUGCGGUUGAACUUCUCUCCUAUAAAGAUAACAGGCAAGAAGAUCUAGCGCAUCUCGUUUUAGAACUGCAUAGGAUUCCGCCAAAGCCUUUCAAGCGCUGGAAUGUAUGUCCUGCACUUUUCCCCCUUGAUUAUAUCUGA